This is a messenger RNA of Micromonas pusilla CCMP1545, 522 nucleotides long. RefSeq lists its product as uncharacterized. Bases 1 to 522 code for a protein of 173 amino acids. The record is from RefSeq and is a predicted model, not a curated record. The transcript has a single exon. Lineage: Eukaryota; Viridiplantae; Chlorophyta; Mamiellophyceae; Mamiellales; Mamiellaceae.
AUGAAAUCAUCACCGAACGCCCCUCCCCUCCCCUCCCUCCUCCUCCGCGCCGCCCCCGCCAGAUCCUGGCUCGACGCGCACGAGCGCGCGUGCGCGAGCGCGGGGACGGACCCGGACGCCGCGCCGUUCGUCCCCACGACGGCGCAGGCCGAGGUCGCGAAGCAUCUCGCCCACCGCCUCGACCUCGCGCGCGUCGUCUCGAGAGAUCUCGACGCGCAGAUCGCGUCCACGGCGGACGCGCUCGCGAGGAUCGAGCGCGUUACCGCGGCCGCGGAGAGCGUCAGGGAGACGGACGAACGCCGCGCGCGGUUCGCGCGCGAGGGCGGCGCGGACCGAAGAGCCGCGCUGCCGAUGGGCGCGGACGCGGACGCGGCGCCGUCGCCGCACGCGGCGGACGGGAGGACGCUGGCGCGAGAGCUGCUCGCCGCGUCGGAGGAUCCGCAGAAGACGGAGGCGUACGCCGCCGCGCUGAGGCUUCGGAAGCGGCUCGUGACGGACGAGCUCUUGGCUCUUGGGGGGUAG